Messenger RNA from Aaosphaeria arxii CBS 175.79, 1607 nucleotides. Its product is annotated as alpha/beta-hydrolase. The transcript has a single exon. Gene Ontology annotation, cellular component: lysosome. Bases 172 to 1152 code for a protein of 326 amino acids. Lineage: Eukaryota; Fungi; Ascomycota; Dothideomycetes; Pleosporales. The record is from RefSeq and is a predicted model, not a curated record. Gene Ontology annotation, molecular function: palmitoyl hydrolase activity; thiolester hydrolase activity.
CACUCGACAUCAUCAUCACUCGCCACGGCCCACAUCUCAAGACUCGGACUCGAACCGUCCAAAAUCACGAACAUCGAGCUCUCUCUGAAGCGAGAAAGGAGACUCCAGUGCCUCUAGCAACAACCACGCUCUGCGAACAACCCGUCGCCUUUGCGCGCAACCAAACAAACAAUGGCCCCCCUAACCGCAACAACCCUCCUCGCCCUCCUCCCAACCGCCCUCCUCGCAACACCCACCCCGAAAACCUACCAACCUUCCGACCCCCUCCCCCUCGUAAUCUGGCACGGCCUAGGCGACAACUACAAAGCCGACGGCCUGCGCUCGGUUGGGGACCUCGCCGAAUCCAUCAACCCAGGAACAUUCAUCUACUACGUGCGCCUCGACCCCUCCGCAGACUCCGACCGCACCGCGACCUUCCUCGGCAACCUCACCCUCCAACUCUCCCAAGUCUGCUCGGACAUCGCAUCCCAUCCCAUCCUCUCCACCGCCCCCGCCAUCAACGCGCUCGGUUUCUCCCAGGGCGGACAGUUCCUACGCGGGUACGUCGAGCGCUGCAACACACCGCCCGUCCACAACCUCGUCACCUUCGGCAGCCAGCACAACGGCAUCGCGAAGUACCAGGAGUGCGGGCCCUCCGACUGGCUCUGCAAGACGUGGGUCGGACUCUUGAAGGGAAACACAUGGUCGAACUACGUGCAAUCGCGACUCGUCCCCGCGCAGUAUUUCCGUAGCGUGGAUGAGGGGACCGGCGACGCGAGUGAGGAGUACCUCGAGUACUCGAACUUCCUCGCGGAUGUGAAUAACGAGCGCAGCGUCAAGAAUCAAACGUAUGGAGAGAAUGUUGCAAGGUUGAAUAAGUUCGCGAUGUAUGUUUUCGAGGACGACGAGACGGUUUUCCCGAAGGAGACGGGGUGGUUUUCGCAGGUCAAUGCGACGAGUGGGGAGGUGGUGGGGUUGAGGGAGAGGAGGAUUUAUAAGGAGGAUUGGAUUGGGUUGAGGAAGCUUGAUGAGAAGGGUGGGUUGGUGUUUAAGACGACGAAGGGGAGGCAUAUGGAGUUGGGGGAUAAGGUGCUGACGGAUGCGUUUAGGGAGUUCUUUUCGCCUGAGGGCAAGGAGAACGAGGACAAGGUGGAGGAGGUCAUGGAGUUGUAGUUUGGGUUUGUGGCAGAUAUAUGUAUAUUUUUCUAUGGUAGGAGUCGUUCGUUGGGGAAGGUCAAUCAAAACCCUAGUAUAGCGCUUUUAUUCGAGAUACCCAGCAAAACAAGGAAGAAGAAGCAAAAUGCAAGAACAGAAGCAGAAGCAGGGUUUGAAACUCCGUGAGAAGAAGAAUAGGUCGUCAGAAAUGGUGUGUCCCUCAACGCCGUGGUGUGAUAAAAUCUCAUGAUGACUAUGCUGCUAUGUGUAGUAGUAGUGGAGGAAGCGGAGGGGGAGGUAGAGGAUAUCAUGCAAUCAACGGCGUCUGGACCGACUUCAACGCAUCCUGCUUCAGCUUCUUCCGGCUCGCCUUGCUGAUGCUGCGGGACUCCUUGUCCUUGGCAGAGUCCUUCGCCUUGGACUUCUUGGCCGCGGCGAACUGUUCCCUGCGCUCGGCGAGCUCGUCGUCGUCG